Drosophila grimshawi is the source of this 1856-nucleotide messenger RNA. Its product is annotated as carboxylesterase 5A. Gene Ontology annotation, molecular function: neurexin family protein binding; signaling receptor activity. NCBI's taxonomy places the organism in Eukaryota, Metazoa, Arthropoda, Insecta, Diptera, Drosophilidae. The transcript is spliced from 2 exons. Gene Ontology annotation, cellular component: postsynaptic membrane; synapse; cell surface. Gene Ontology annotation, biological process: synaptic vesicle endocytosis; modulation of chemical synaptic transmission; postsynaptic membrane assembly. The record is from RefSeq and is a predicted model, not a curated record. Bases 28 to 1761 code for a protein of 577 amino acids.
UUCUACAUCAAUUACAACUUUCUGUACAUGUGUGUUAAUAGCGUGGAUGCACCGUUUAUUCAUAUACCCGGAAAUGGAAUCGUCUCCGGGACGUAUUUAAAAAUGUAUCGAACUCAAAAUAUUAAAGCGUAUCUUGGAAUUCGAUAUGCACACGCCGCAAGAUUCUCGCCACCCGACAUUGAAUUGCCGCCAUGGAAGGGCAUUUUUAAUGCAACAAAAUUUGCAGCUAACUGUUGGCAACAAGGUCCUUCGUCCAGCAACGUACAGUUGGAUAAAGUAUUAGAAAUCAUUUCAGGUGGAAUGUUUAACAAAUCGGCAAUGCGAAAAUAUGAGGAGAAUUGCUUACAUCUAAAUGUAUUUGUACCUGACGGGCUUCCCGAAGUUGAUGGAUAUGCCGUAAUUGUCUGGAUCCACUCUGGAAAUUUCUCGACAGGCAGCCCAUUUGAUAUUGAUCCAUUUCAAUUGGUUUUCAAACAGAAAGUUAUUGUGGUUACAUUCUCAUAUCGCUUAAACAUUUUUGGAUUCUUUUCAACGGAUGACGGUGAAGCUCAGGGUAAUUAUGGAUUAAUGGAUCAGUCGGCCGCACUCUACUGGGUGAAGAAAAAUAUCAACUAUUUUGGAGGUGACGAGAAUCGAAUUACAUUAAUGGGCCACGAUGCUGGAGCUGUUAGUGCCGCUCUACAUAUGACCUCUGGGGAAUGGUCGAAAGGCGCCUUUCACAAGGCAAUUCUGAUGUCUGGCAAUCCUUUAACUCCUAUUCGAUUGCCACAGGAAUUCAACAACGAUUUGGAUAGAAUAGCAAGUGUUUUUGGAUGUGCUCGAAGACCGACGUCAUUGCUCAUGCAAUGUCUGAAGAGAAUUGACGCACGAGUAUUGGCUGAGAAUCUACCAGCGUCAAUUGAAUGGGGUCCCAUUGUAGAUUUUGGAUUGAGUAAUACCUCUUAUCCAUUUAUUGAAAGCCAGCCCGAAAUGUUAUUUAAGAGUGGAAAUUAUCACAAAGUUCCAAUCAUUAUUGGCAUCACUGACAUGGAGGAAGUUCUGACAAUAUUUAAUGAUUACCUAUCAUUAGAAUUGAGUGCAGAUGAUCUUAAGAAUUUCUUCGCUGACAUCGCUGUAAAUGAUAUUCAUAAAAUUAGUGGUAACAAUGAAUGGUGUACAAAUUUCCCCAUCAUUUCUGAUGCCAUUGAUUUUAUGUAUACCGAUAAGGGUAGUGAAGAAAAUGGGAAUAUUAAUACAAAUUUAAUCAAUGCACAUACGGAAAAAUCAUAUAUAAUGCCAUUGGAAAUGUUUAUAGAUCUACUUAGCAAGCACCAGAGUAUUUAUAGCUAUAUAUUUAGGUAUCGAUCGCAAUCUCUAAGCGGUGAUUUACCCAAUUGGAUUGGAGUACCCAAAUAUUUUGAUCAGAUAUUUGUUUGGGGCAUACCAUAUGUAAAUAAUAUUGUCGAAUGGAAGUCGACGGAUAAAAAAAUGGCAGAUAUUGUUAUGACCUUAUGGGCAAAUUUUGCUAAAACAUCGAAUCCUACUAAGGCAAACGUGUAUGUUAAAUGGAGUGCUAUUACGCCACCCAAAUAUCCAUAUUUAUCGAUUGAUGAAAAUUUCAAUACCGAUUAUCUUUCCAACAAUCAAAAAGUGAAAUUUUGGAAAAACUUGUAUCCAAAAAUUCUACACUUUGCUACAGAAUGCUGCAAUUCUACGAAUUCAGCAACAAAAUAUUUAAUGACAUAUACAAUUUAUUUUACUCUCCAUAUAUAUAUAUUCUAAUGUAAUCCCAAUGAUCUUCCCUAUAUGCGUAGUUACAAGUUAGAGUUAAAUUUACAAACUAUGGGAAUUAACAAAAUGAAGGUUUUAUAAUACUU